Thlaspi arvense is the source of this 600-nucleotide messenger RNA. NCBI's taxonomy places the organism in Eukaryota, Viridiplantae, Streptophyta, Magnoliopsida, Brassicales, Brassicaceae. The record is from the annotation of a GenBank genome assembly.
AUGAGACCUUCUAUUUGUCGCCGGCUGCGAUUGGUAAAAGACGAAAGCAAGUGUCUUUCUGCUUACUCUAAUGUAUAUAGUAAUGGCGAUUAUUUAUCCUUGUAUCUAGAACUUGUGCAUGGAUCUUCACCACCAGAAUGGACAAGAAACGUGCAAUUUAUCUUUACUCUUGUGAAUAAGCUCUGGCCUAACCCUAAAUCGAACAGAGUAUCAGGGUUUCUGGUGAACAAGAGACUCGUUAUCAUCGCUGAAGUAAAAGUUCUUCCAGCUACUGUGAAGUCCUUGGAGAACGCCUCUAAAACAGUACAGAAUGGUGAUAAGAGGUUUAACACUGUGGUGGCAUCUAUUCCACAGGAGACUUGUAGUGAUGUUCUUGGUCAGGAUAUUCAAACUGUAAAGGAAACAAUGGAUGUCAAUGGCUUUGAGGUUUUGGCUUUCCAGCACGACAUUGCACUGACAUACUUGAAAGACGCAGACUUUAAGGUGGAUUGGUUAGAGAAGAAGCUGGACCAGCUAAAGGAUAACAAAGAGAAAGUUAAGUCUGGUUUGACCCGGCUCCAAGAAAUAGAGGAAAAUCUGCUGAAUCUGAAGCUACAGUAG